AGUGAGGGCUCUGGGCUGACGCGGGAUAAUUCCUCUCUUGUAAUUACUUUUGGUUGGAAGUAUGCUCUUUUCCCAAAGAAGAUGGUAAUCUUGGAGAAUGACCAUGGAGAAGGGGAUGAGUUCUGGAGAAGGGCUACCUUCCAGAUCAUCUCAGGUUUCGGCUGUUAAAAUAACAGCCAAAGAGUUGGAAGCAAAGCAGUCCCAUAAAGAGAAACGAGGGGGCUUUGUGCUGGUGCAUGCAGGUGCAGGUUAUCAUUCUGAAUCCAAAGCCAAGGAAUAUAAACAUGUAUGCAAGCGAGCUUGUCAGAAGGCAAUUGAAAAGCUACAGGCUGGUGCUCUUGCGACAGAUGCAGUAACUGCAGCUCUGGUGGAACUUGAGGAUUCUCCUUUUACAAAUGCAGGAAUGGGAUCUAAUCUAAAUCUCUUAGGUGAAAUUGAGUGUGAUGCCAGCAUAAUGGAUGGAAAAUCCUUAAAUUUUGGAGCAGUUGGAGCACUGAGUGGAAUCAAGAACCCAGUCUCAGUUGCUAACAGGCUCUUGUGUGAAGGGCAGAAGGGCAAGCUCUCGGCUGGCAGAAUUCCUCCCUGUUUUUUAGUUGGAGAAGGAGCCUACAGAUGGGCAGUAGAUCAUGGAAUACCCUCUUGCCCUCCUAACAUCAUGACCACAAGAUUCAGUUUAGCUGCAUUUAAAAGAAACAAGAGGAAACUAGAGCUGGCAGAAAGGGUGGAAACAGAUUUCAUUCAACUAAAGAAAAGAAGACAAUCAAGUGAAAAGGAAAAUAACUCAGGCACUUUGGACACGGUGGGUGCUGUGGUUGUGGACCAAGAAGGAAACGUUGCUGCUGCUGUCUCCAGUGGAGGCUUGGCCUUGAAACAUCCAGGGAGAGUUGGGCAGGCUGCUCUUUAUGGAUGUGGCUGCUGGGCUGAAAAUACUGGAGCUCAAAAUCCCUAUUCCACAGCUGUGAGUACCUCAGGAUGUGGAGAGCAUCUCGUGCGCACCAUACUGGCUAGAGAAUGUUCACACGCUUUACAAGCUGAAGAUGCUCACCAAGCUCUGUUGGAGACUAUGCAAAACAAGUUUAUCAGUUCACCUUUCCUUGCUAGUGAAGAUGGUGUUCUUGGUGGAGUGAUCGUUCUCCGAUCCUGCAGAUGCUCUGCAGAGCCUGGAUCCUCCCAAAAUAAGCAGACACUUCUAGUGGAAUUUCUGUGGAGCCACACGACGGAGAGCAUGUGUGUUGGAUAUAUGUCAGCUCAGGAUGGGAAAGCCAAGACUCACAUUUCAAGACUCCCUCCUGGUGCGGUGGCAGGACAGUCCGUUGCAAUCGAAGGUGGGGUUUGCCGCCUGGAGAGCCCAGUGAACUGACCCUUUGGAUUGAGCGUGAAGCGUCUGAGAAGCAUUUCAGAACCUGAGCUUUUUGGUUUUUAACUGAAGUUGGGUGUUUUAUCUUCUUAUUUUAUAAUUCCUAUUGCAACCUCGUGCACCGCUCAAGACACAAGUGCUGCCGUAGUUAGUGCUUAGUGACACGCGGGCCUUUAGUGGGUGAGCGGGUUAUGUGUAUGCACACUCUGUGUGUGUGUGUGUGUGUGUGUGUGUGUGUGUGUGUGCUUGCUUCUCCCUUGAUGACCUAGAAGCUCCUCAUUGCAUAACCUAAGACCAGGAAUGAGUAAAUCAUCUUUACAAAAUGUGUGCUUUAACUGUUUACAAGUAAAACCUAAAGUUUCAGGAAACAUUUUUAAUUUCAUAAAGAGGUACCAGCUGUCGUUGAUGUAAUGUGUCAGAACUGAAGAGUAAAUCUACUUGUUUAAACGAUUUGACAGUGGUAGAGCUUCAUUUAAUAACAGUAAUAAGUGAUAGAGUGUUUUUAUUUGUAAACCAGUUUAAGUGGAUCCUGUGACAACUUAAACUGUUGUUCUCAUCCCUCAUACGGGGCAUUUUUCUUUAACAAAGAAUGGUUUCAGUGAAACAAUCUAGCAAAGAAUUAAGGUCAGAACCUUUUUAAAUAAUAGUCUUAUUGAUAAAGUUUGUACGUCUUUCCUCAAGCUUUUCUAAGCUUAAAUA
This is a messenger RNA of Cynocephalus volans (Philippine flying lemur), 2056 nucleotides long. It is a transcript of the gene TASP1, whose product is annotated as taspase 1. Bases 98 to 1360 code for a protein of 420 amino acids. NCBI's taxonomy places the organism in Eukaryota, Metazoa, Chordata, Mammalia, Dermoptera, Cynocephalidae. Gene Ontology annotation, biological process: protein maturation. Gene Ontology annotation, molecular function: threonine-type endopeptidase activity; asparaginase activity; beta-aspartyl-peptidase activity. The record is from RefSeq and is a predicted model, not a curated record. Gene Ontology annotation, cellular component: cytoplasm. The transcript is spliced from 14 exons.